Molecule: messenger RNA, 2655 nt
Organism: Strongyloides ratti
Lineage: Eukaryota; Metazoa; Nematoda; Chromadorea; Rhabditida; Strongyloididae
Product: Protein argonaute-2
Exons: 2
Coding region: 1-2655 (884 amino acids)
Molecular function (GO): protein binding; RNA binding
Source: RefSeq, a predicted model, not a curated record
AUGGAACUUCCUGAUAUAAGUGGAAUUGUUGAUAAAUUUGACCAAAUUGCAAUUUGCAAAAAACUUAAUCCCUCUGAGUACUAUAAAGAUACUCUUCCUGGACAAGUUUCGGCUUAUCCACUUCUAAUUGAAAGAACAGCUGUCGCUUAUAGGUAUAAUGUGGCAAUUUCUCUGACAAAGGAGAAUUUUCAAAAAAUGUUAACAUCAACAAAUGAUCUAGAAGUGAAGAUGAUUGGAAGUAAACAAACUCGUAGAGAAACAUGUAUGGUGGCUGUAGAUUGUUCAAUUAAAGGUUUAGAAGUACCUGAUUUACAAUAUUGUUAUGAUGGUGUAUCUAAUUUAAUAACAAACAAAGAAAUAAAUAAUGUUGAAAAUGUUAUUCCGGGAAUAAGAUUUCCAGAAGAUUGUCGAGGUUUAAUUAGAAAAUGUUCUGUAACAGUUGAAAUAACACGUUGCUUAGAAGACUUUGCUGUUCCUAUUGGUCAGAAGAACAUCUUGUUAAAUGAUGCACUUUCCCAGAAACAAAAACUUAUAUAUAACUGUCUUGAGAUGAUAACUUCACAAUAUGCACUUAACAAUAAGAAAUAUUUUUCAAAUAAUAAUCGAAGUUUUCAUAUGACGGGAAAAGAAUUUGAUGAAGAUAUUGGAAAUGGAAAGGUUUUAAAACCUGGUGUUUGUAAAAGUGUUCGUUUUAUUGAAUCAAAUGAUCAAGAUCGCAUACGUGCAGCUGUUUUCUUGGAUAUGUCAAAAAAUGUUUUUUAUAAAGAUGGAAAUUUACUUGAUAUAAUUAUGGAUAUUGUUGGAAAAGAUGAAGUGAAACGGUUAACUCCAAGUGAUUAUAGUAUAGCUCUUGAACACUUGGAAGGUGUACUUGUUACUCCGUCUUACAGAAAUGCUGGUGAAUCAUUUAAAUUGAAAGAAUUUUCAAAAGAAAAUUUAAAAGAUUGUUAUUUCAAAGGAAGAGAUGAUGAUAAUAUUUCAAUUGUUGAAUAUUUGGAAAACACGUACAAAAUUAAAAUUGAAUAUCCUGAUAUUCCAGCUGUUGUUGUGAAAUCUCGUGGACAAGUAAAUUACUACCCAAUGUGCCAGUUAAGUAUUUGUCCAGGGCAAACAGUUUCUCUUCAAAAAAUGGAUGUUGAAUCAUCUAUUUCUCAACAGUCAAGUAAUACAGUUAAACCAUAUAUUCGUAAAAACGAAAUUACAAAGCAUUUAAUGGGACUUGGACUUCUUGAUGUAAAUUCUAACAAUAUUAUGAAAGGAUUUGGUUUACAACUUCAACCACAUGCAAUUAAUAUAAAAUUAAAAAUUCGUGAACCUCCUAGAAUUUUUACUGGAGAUGGAGAAAUAGUUCCUGAUGAAAAGGGUAUAUUUUCAGAUGCAUUUCGUCAACGAUUUGCUGAACCAGCUGUUAUUAAAAGAUGGGUUCUUGCAUAUAAUCGUUCUGUUACAAGAAGAAAUGCUGAUGAUUUUUGUCGUGAAUUAGUUCAAAUGGCAAGACAAAAAGGAAUGAUUAUUGAUUCUCCAAUUGAAAUGGUUGAAUUAUCUGAUGAUCCUCAAGAAUUAAAAAAAUUUAUGAAAUCAAAAGCUAGUGAUAAAAUUAAGUUUAUUAUGCAUAUUGAACCAAAAGCUAUUUUAAGUCAUGAUUUGUUAAAAUAUUAUGAGACAAAAUAUAAUGUGUUAACACAACAAGUUACAAAAGAAUUAGUUGAAAGUAUUCUUACUAAAAAACAACGACAAUCAUUAGGAAAUGUUAUUAAUAAAAUGAAUUUAAAAAAUGGAGGAAUUAAUAUACUUACUAAAAAUGAACCUGCUGCUAAACGUAUGUGUAUGUCAAAUAAUGAAAAUUUUAUUAUUGGAUAUUCAUUAUCACAUUCAAAGUUUAAUGGUGAUCCUAGUGUUGUAGGAUAUUGUGCUAAUUUUGCUUCAAAUCCUCAUAAUUUUGUUGGUGAUUUCUUUUUUCAAACUGGUCGAAAACAUCAAAUUGAUUCACAAACACUUGAAAAUACUUUUGUUGAGGUAUUAAGACGUCGUGCUACCAAUAGAAAAGAUGCUACUGAACCUCCUAAACGUAUUAUUGUUCUUCGUGAUGGAUUAACAGAUGUUCAAUUUAAGGAUGCUAUUCAUAAAGAAAUAAAUGCUUUACGUGCAGCAUGUGAAAGAUUUAUGAGUGGUUAUAAACCAUCAUUUGUUAUGAUUGUUGUAAAUAAACAUCAUAAUAAAAGAUUUUUUGGAAUUGAUAAUAAUUUUAUUUCAAUAAAUUUUUCACCUGGUGUUGUUAUAGAUACAGGAUGUACAAGAGCAGACUACACUGAAUUUUACCUUCAAGCUCAUCGUCCACUUCUUGGUACAUCUAAAAUUCCUCAAUAUUCAGUUAUUGUAAAUGAAUGUGAUGUAACACUUGAUGAAUGUCAAGCACUUAUUCUUGCAUUAUCUUACUCUCAUCAAAUUAUUUCUAAUUCUGUUUCUCUUCCUGAACCUAUUUAUCAAGCUGCUGAAUUAGCAAAAAGAGGUAACUAUCUUUUUGCUGUUAUGAAAAAAGAAGAUGUCACAAGAUUAACUUAUAUUGAAGAUACUGGUCAAAUUAAUUUGAUAGAAUUAAAUAAUAACUUAUGUUAUAAUAAGACUAAAUUUGCUGAUAAUCGCGUUACUGCUUAA